Tyto alba (common barn owl) is the source of this 3723-nucleotide messenger RNA. RefSeq names its product solute carrier family 7 member 3 (gene SLC7A3). Gene Ontology annotation, biological process: transmembrane transport; amino acid transport. Bases 1088 to 2998 code for a protein of 636 amino acids. Gene Ontology annotation, molecular function: amino acid transmembrane transporter activity. The transcript is spliced from 12 exons. NCBI's taxonomy places the organism in Eukaryota, Metazoa, Chordata, Aves, Strigiformes, Tytonidae. Gene Ontology annotation, cellular component: plasma membrane. The record is from RefSeq and is a predicted model, not a curated record.
CGGUGCUGGAGCAGAGCCUUGCCGGCGAUGUCAGGGAGGGGCUGGCUCACCCCCCGGCAUCGCUGCCUGUUCGAACGGGUGUUCACGACAGGCGAACGCUGGAUUGCAUCAGGAGCAGGUUUCUGGGGGGCUGGUCCCAGCCCGUGUGCUGGAGAGAAGGGUGCUGGUUCCCCCCUCGCUCCUGGCUGCCGGCCCGACUGCCAGACAGUUUUCCCGCGAAGGACGGAGGUUGAACCACACGAUCCUUGAGGUCCCUUUCAACCUGGUAUUCCAUGAUUCUGUGACUGGUGUUUCCCAUCACUUAGAGCUGCCUGUUGCUCCCGGAGCCGAGGAGACUGUGGCAGAGCCAUCCCCCCCCCCCCGUGCCUCUCGCUGGACUCCCUGUAGCAGGGCUACCCUUCCCACCGUGCCCCAGCUUUGGCAGGCUCUGCUCCCCCGGCACACGGGGGGGCUCGGGGGGACCCCCAGCCUCCUCCUCCGUGGCUUCUCCCGGGGGAGCGCGGCUGAUGCCGCCGGCCGCACCGUCCAUCCCGCUGCGCUCGGCGGUGCCACUCGCAGCCGCCGCACUUCUGCGGGCCGAGCCGUGCCCGGUCCCCACCCCGCUGCCGGUUCCGACUUAGAAUUUAUUUAUUUUAUUUUUUUUUUUUUUUUUUUUUUUUUAAAUCCGUGACCCGCAGGGUGGCAGGGCUCGGAGAAACAGGCAACGGUGGGGCUGGGGGGGGACGGGUUUCCCCGCAUCGGCUGCGGGGCUCUUCCCGCUCGCCCGUAGCUUCCGCCGGGGCGGGGCGAGUGGGGUGUGGGGGGUGCGUGGGCGGGGGGACACACACAACUGUGGAGACGCGGGGGUAACGCUGCUCUGAGCGGUGCGUUCCAGCAUCUGGCGGGAGGAGCCGGGCACCCCCCCGGCAGCGGCGGCGGCGGCAGCAUCGGCGGCAGAAACGGCGGCAGAAGCGGCGGCAGAAGCGGCGGCGGCGGCGGCGGCGGCGGCAGUCGUCCCGGAGCGGCGCGGAGCGGAGCGGGGCGAGAGCUCAGCCGGAGCGAACCGCCGGGGUCUUGAGCAGCUGAGUACCACCCACGGGAGGACGAGAUGUUUGGGGGAAAAAUGACCAGCGUGGGGAAGAAGCUGAUCCGCCGGCGCGUGGUGGAUCUGAGCUCUGAGGACACACGUUUUGCUCGCUGCCUCUCCACGCUGGACCUCAUAGCCCUGGGAGUGGGCAGCACGCUCGGGGCUGGCGUGUACGUGCUGGCCGGGGAGGUGGCCAAGGAGAUGGCUGGUCCUUCCAUCGUCCUCUGCUUCCUGGUGGCUGCUCUCUCAUCGGUACUGGCUGGACUCUGCUAUGCAGAGUUUGGGGCCCGCGUCCCCAAGACUGGCUCUGCCUACCUCUACAGCUACGUCACCGUUGGUGAGAUCUGGGCUUUUACAACCGGCUGGAACCUCAUCCUCUCAUACGUGAUAGGCACAGCCAGCGUGGCUCGAGCCUGGAGCGCAGCAUUCGACAACAUCAUUGGCAACCACAUCUCCACCUUCUUCAUGAACAAGACCACAGUGCACCUGCCGGGGGUGCUGGCCGAGCGCCCGGACUUCUUCGCUGUGAUCCUGAUCGGGCUGCUCACUGCGCUGCUGGCCUUCGGCGUCAGUGAAUCUGCCCUUGUGAACAAGAUCUUCACUGCGGUGAACCUCUUGGUGCUGGGCUUUGUCAUCAUUGCCGGCUUUGUGAAGGGAGACAUCAAGAACUGGCAGCUCUCGGAGGAGGACUACAUCAACCGCUCGCACCUGGACCCGCGGGAAGACAGCGGGAAAAAAGCCUUUGGCUCCGGCGGGUUUUUCCCCUUUGGACUGGAAGGGAUCCUGACCGGCGCUGCCACCUGUUUCUACGCUUUUGUGGGCUUUGACUGCAUCGCCACCACAGGGGAGGAAGCCAGGAACCCACAGCGCUCGAUCCCCAUUGGCAUCAUUGUGUCCCUCCUCAUCUGCUUCGUGGCUUAUUUUGGGGUCUCUGCGGCCCUGACCCUCAUGGUGCCCUACUUCCUCCUGAACAAGGAGAGCCCCCUGCCCGAAGCUUUCAAGGCCGUGGGCUGGGACACCGCCCGCUAUGCUGUUGCUGUCGGCUCGCUCUGUGCCCUCUCCACCAGCUUGCUGGGGUCCAUGUUCCCCAUGCCCCGUGUGAUCUACGCCAUGGCGGAGGAUGGGCUGCUCUUCAAGUUCCUCUCCAGCAUCAACAACCGCACGAAGACCCCUCUAUCAGCCACCAUCACCUCGGGGCUCCUGGCGGCGCUGAUGGCCUUCCUGCUUGACCUGAAGGACCUGGUGGACCUCAUGUCGAUUGGCACGCUGCUGGCCUACUCGCUGGUGGCAGUGUGUGUGCUCAUCCUCAGGUACCAGUCGGGGCAGCUGAACUCCCCGAAGGCCGUGGAAAUGCUGGAGCUGAACGGGAACGAGGAGGAGAGGGUGAUCAUGAACCUGACCAUGGCUGCUGCCAGUGCCCAGCAGAAAGAGAUGCUGUCCCUGACGACACUCUUCAACCCACCCAUGGACACCCCCACCGCGCUCUCAGGCCGCAUUGUCUACAUUUGUGUAUCCAUCAUCGCCACACUGAUCACAGUCACCUGCAUGGUCCUGACCCUCAAGGUGACCGCGCUGAAGGAUGGCAGUGUUGGCUGGAUUGUGUUCCUGGUGCUGCUCCUCGUGGCUCUACUCAUUCCUACCAUCAUCGUUUGGAGGCAGCCGCAGAGCAAUGCGCGACUGAACUUCAAAGUACCUUUCCUCCCACUUCUGCCAAUCUUCAGCAUCUUCAUUAACAUCCUGCUGAUGGUACAGCUGAGUGCCAGCACCUGGGCAUGGUUUGCCAUCUGGAUGGCUGUGGGUUUUAUGAUUUACUUCGGCUACGGGAUUCGGAACAGCGUGGAAGGGAAGAAUGCGGAGGAGCCCAGUGCCACAGUAGAAAAGCCUUUAUGCCACCCUGGACUAGACCUCAGCGCCAGGGCUGCUGCGGUCUGAGGGCCCAGGCACCAGCACUCCGUGGAGCUCUGCCAGUAUUCCCGCUUGGGAACCAGAUCAUGAUCCAUAAAAAAUUCAUCCCCUCUCCCGCAGGGAGCUAGUCCCAGAGUCAGGACCAUGGAGUCGGGUCGUGCGCUGCCCUUUCCCCUCGCAGAACAGAGGUCAAAGAGACAACUCCCUGGGCCAGGAGGGAGCGCCGGUGGCCUAGGGCUGGUCUCUGCCAUCCCCCCAACCCUGCCGAGGGGCAGUGACACCGGCACGGCCCUGCUGCUGUGGAAGCUGCUGUCAGAAAUGCUGCUUUCCCUGUGCGCAGGAGGCCCGCCUCCCCCCCCCCCCCCCCGCCCCCAAUGAUGCAGCUGUAUUCAUUCCGUCUGUCCGUGUGGCUGUGGUCACUACCUCCUCUCCGUGCUUUCCAAGCACUGGGCGUGUACGUGGCAGCUGUAGCUGGAGCCAUGCACCGAGGCUUGGGGCAGCUCGUUCUGGUACUGCCAGCAGUCCGGUACUCCCCGUCAGCACGGGGCUCAGCUGGCCAAAACCUCUGUCUGGGAUUUGCAUCCCGCACUGAGCCCUGUGCUGCCUGGCCAUGCCGUUCGGUGUGAGCAUCUAACUCGGGUGUCCGUGAAGAUGUCCACAGUGUAGCUGUACUACUGUCCAACCUCCUAUACCUUUGUAUAAUUGGUGUUUUAAUGUCAACUUUUAUACCUAUUAAACUCAAUGGUUUUUAA